Molecule: messenger RNA, 1356 nt
Organism: Acaromyces ingoldii
Lineage: Eukaryota; Fungi; Basidiomycota; Exobasidiomycetes; Exobasidiales; Cryptobasidiaceae
Product: MFS general substrate transporter
Exons: 3
Coding region: 1-1356 (451 amino acids)
Biological process (GO): transmembrane transport
Molecular function (GO): transmembrane transporter activity
Source: RefSeq, a predicted model, not a curated record
AUGUCUUCACCUGAAGUUGUCGACGGAAAACAUCCUGCGCAAGGCACAGAGCACAUGGGCAACGAAGAGAAAGCUGCGGCAAAGCCUGCGACGCCCGCGCCUCCCAACGGGGGCCUGCAGGCGUGGAUGACCGUCGGCGCCGUCUGGCUGGCCGCUUUCGCGUCCCUCGGGCUAGCACAGUCGUGGGGCGUGUUCCAAGAGGCCUUCCUCAGCGACCCCAGCGCACAGCAGUACCACGGCCUCACCUCCUUGCGCCUUGGAUUUCUGGGCGGCUGUUCAGUCGGCUUUGCGUUCAUCUGUGGCCCAUUUGGAAACAUGCUGAUCGGGGCGAUGGGCGUCCGGAAGUGCAUUGGCCUGGGGUUCUUUCUGAUGGUUUUCAGCCUGAUGAUGGCGUCCAUAGGUCGUCAUUUCUGGAACCUCCUCCUGUCGCAGGGCAUUCUCUUCGGUAUCGGUGCCUCGAUCACAUACAUACCCGCCAUCGGCCUACCCGCUCAAUGGUUCACGACGAAGCGGGGCAUAGCUACGGGGAUUGCCGCCACCGGAUCGCCUUUUGGCGCCAUCGCAUUCGCACCUGCCAUCCGUGCCCUCACCGCCAAUCAGGGCAUCCCAUGGGCUACACGUAUCAUUGGCUUUAUCAUCCUGGCCUGUGGUGUCUUGUCUCUCGCGCUGAUCCAGACGCCGAGUCACGCUGGGCAGCAGAAGAAACACGUCACCGCAUACAAUCCCUUCGACUUUGCACUGCUCAAAGAUCUCAACUUCAACCUCUAUCUACUGUUCUUUCUGCUGGGCGCCGUCGGCUAUACGCUGCCGCUCUUUGUUAUCCCAGCUUUCUGUGAAUCGAUUGGCAUCUCGCGCGCAAACGCAGCCGGAGUCAUUUCGGUCCUCAGCGCGCUCAACGUCGUCAGCAGAGUUCUCACGGGCUUCUUGGGCGACAAAUUCGGCUACAUCAACCUGAUUUGCACCUUUCAGUUCCUUCAGGGACUCGUGUGCGUUGUAUGCUGGAUCUUUGCCGACUCGCUGGCCACGAUGAUGGGUUUCGCCGUCCUCUUUGGCUUCUUUGCAGGAGCAUACUGGUCACUGGCCGUGCCUGUAUGCAUGCGCAUCGUUGGACUGCACAAGCUGGGCUCGGCGUUGGCCAUACAGUUCUUGAUGGCGGUCUUACCGCCCAUUUUUAUCUUGCCAAUCGCCGACGCCAUCCGAACAGACACGAUCCGCUCCCUCGACCUGGCCGACGGUCAGAAUCGUCGCUCCUGGAUCUACGUGAUCGUCUUUUCCGGUCUUUGCAGCAUGCUGGCCAGCCUUUUACUUGUGCCUGUCAGACUUCGCAUCCAGCGUAGCCUGCUGAAAGCUACAUGA